AUGUAUGAGGAUUCAUGGUAUACGAUGAUGCCCGAUCUGGGUACCAGCAAAAAGAGUCACUCCAGUAGCCACAGCCAAAGUCAUGGACAUCGUCGCAAAGAGUCUUUGUUACAGCAGCCCAACGAAACCGGUCAAAUACAAGAAACACCUGCGCCUAUGCCCAAUGUCUACGAAGAAAUCGAAGAUACCGAUACCCCGCCAGAACCCACCGUUAUUCGUCGAGCCAGCUCAUACUCAGACUUCUAUCGUGUAGUCAAGGAGCAGCUGUCCAAGAAUACAAAACCACGACCCAAGAAGACCGAUAAGAAGAGUAGGGCAUGGGAAGCUUUGUUCCUCCCCGAGUCUAGUAACGAUGUCGAUAAACAUGAACCCAACACUUUCGAAGCAUUUGACGACCAAUUACUAGACGCCAGUCAACAAGAAUAUAUUAGACUAUAUCGCGACCAACUCACCCUGACGGAGCGCCAUUUAGAUGGGCUGAUCGAUGAUGCGAAUGCGACACUCAAACUUCUCACCACAUUAUCUAACUCGUUCGGCUCUGUUGAGGCGCAAACAUCAACUUUCCAGUCACAAUGCGAGGAACUUUUGACAGAACAAAGACGGCUGGAAGAGCUGGCUAAUGAAGUCGGAACCGAUCUUCAUUACUAUGCUUACCUCGAUAAUGCGACAAGACGGCUCAAUGCGCCUGGCGCUAGUAGAUUGGUUGACGAUGCAUCAUUUGGAGAGAUGGUCGAAAACAUUGACUCCUGCAUUGUGUUUAUGGAGGAACAUGCCUCAUACCGCGAUCGCGAUACCUACCUUGCCCGAUACACUGCUCUGCUCACAAAAGCUCUGCACCUUCUUGAGCACGGUUACAAGACCACACUGGACAAGGUAUCUCCUGAGAUUGGACGACAAAUAAUUGCUACCAAAUCCGAGUCUGCUCGUCAUGCGCUUGCGUAUGGUCGCUUCCAGGAAAUGAUGUUAGAUUCAUACGGCUUAAUACCCAACGUCCACCAAGUUGUGCGCCGAGCAUACGAUUCAUAUGGCCAGCGGAACGAGUCUUGUACACACUUCGAGACGUACGCGAACACGGCCAAUAACAUCAUUCACAACCAUCUGACAACAAGAGAUCGCGACCUCAAGGCAUUGACACAAUCUGACAUUACAGAAUUCAACAAAGAGGUCAAGGACCUGUCCCCGGAAACAGCGUCACGCAACUUUAUCAAACAAUGUUUCGAGCGCAUGUAUAAUGAAGAGAACCUCUUUAUGAAACUGUUCGAAGUCGAGCCUGUAUGGACACAAGCAGCAGAUUCUGUUUUCCAGGCCAUCAAGCCCAUCAGCACCACGAUUGUCCAUCCUGGCAACCUGACACCAUUGGUGACCAAUCUCCAAACAGUUCUUCAGGCGGCGCCGUUGGAAACGACCUGUAACGUUGUGGGCUUACUUGCGAACGAAUACUUUGGUGCUGAUCUGGAUGACAUGGAGUCACCAUACUUUAUCAAGUGCAAGCAAUACACUUCGCAACUCCUCGCACAUCACCUUUGGCCAUUGACGGACACCGUAUUCGAAGCAGAAGUUAUGAAAACGAUUGCAAAGGCUCCUCUUCAAGACGCUUCCUUGAAGAUCGGCCCUGUAGUGGGAGGGGUGGCAUCAUCGAAUGCUCAUCCUCUGGUGAAGCAGGCCAUCAAACUCUUGGGCAUGUAUGAGAAUUGCAUGCCAAAAGAGAGAUCAUCCAAAAAUAGUUCGGUUGUCUUCAAUAUUGUGCGAGAAACUAUUCAGGUGCUGCAACGUGCAGAAUCUAGGAUACAGUCGUUGAAGGCUGGUACAGACCCUGACUUAUUCAUGGUCAAAAACUUGCUUAUCAUCAAGAAUGAGCUGGUGUCACUGGAGAUCGGCGAUAUCAGAAACCACGCCGCUUCAAUGCAACACUUUGUUCACAUUUGGGACACGCUAAGUCCUCAGAACUGGGUCGGAUUCUUCUCGAAUAUCAUUGGAGGUGGUCUCUGGUCGCGAGGCACGCCGUCGGUCACAGCCAAGACGCUGACAGUUGAGGAUAUGAAUGAGCAGCUGGAUGAGUUGCUCCGUCAAUCCAUUUACAAUUUCACACAUCGCUGGGGUGCUCUCAUGAACGAUUCGCAAAACCGGAAGCCUGGCGUCAAACCGAUUGCGAAGGUAGAGGCAGAGCUGGAAAGCCUGCUCAUGACUGCGUUCAGCAAUCAACCUGAAGUCGUCGCGAAGCUCAAGGAGGCUAUUGAACAGCACGCGCAGGCGCACAAUGAUGCAAAAGAUGAGAAGCAGGGAGCGAGACGGUACUAA
Fusarium coffeatum is the source of this 2298-nucleotide messenger RNA. RefSeq lists its product as uncharacterized. The coding region runs from base 1 to 2298 and encodes 765 amino acids. NCBI's taxonomy places the organism in Eukaryota, Fungi, Ascomycota, Sordariomycetes, Hypocreales, Nectriaceae. The record is from RefSeq and is a predicted model, not a curated record. Gene Ontology annotation, biological process: cytoplasm to vacuole targeting by the Cvt pathway; Golgi organization; autophagy. Gene Ontology annotation, cellular component: COG complex; membrane; cis-Golgi network. The transcript has 5 exons.